Molecule: messenger RNA, 4401 nt
Organism: Larimichthys crocea (large yellow croaker)
Lineage: Eukaryota; Metazoa; Chordata; Actinopteri; Sciaenidae
Gene: hic2
Product: hypermethylated in cancer 2
Exons: 3
Coding region: 270-1583 (437 amino acids)
Biological process (GO): regulation of transcription by RNA polymerase II
Cellular component (GO): nucleus
Molecular function (GO): protein binding; DNA-binding transcription factor activity, RNA polymerase II-specific
Source: RefSeq, a predicted model, not a curated record
CUGACACCUUUCUCUCGCUGAUAGUCGCCCCGCGUGUAGCGGCGUGGCACAAAGGAUGGUGAUCUGUUGGCGGCUGUUUUAUUUUGUAGGUGUCCUGUAACUUGAUGAGUUUUGACCUGUGUCCUGUCACUCGUGUGUUUAGUCAGUGUCCAGCCUUCUUUGUUUUCUUGGACCUUACCUGUCUCAUGAACUUUGGUUCUUCAAGGAUUUCUUUGCAUGUUUGGACUGCUUUUGUACCGGCCUGAGAACCUUUUCUCCCAGUCUUUGAGAUGGAGCAGCUUAGUUACACCGGACAACUUCUGAUGAAGUUGAACCAGCAACGAUCCAAAGGACACUUGUGUGACGUGAUCAUCAUGGUGGAAAACGUUCUCUUCCGAGCCCACAAGAACGUCCUGGCAGCCUGCAGCAGCUACUUUAAAUGCCUUGUGCUGCGCGACAACCUCAUCACGCUGAACACGAAGAUGGUGAAGCCCUCUGUGUUCAAAGAGGUGCUGGACUUCAUCUACACAGGUCAGCUGGCUACCGUUCACCACGCGAGUAACUUGGGUGUGUCCGCACUCCUCAGAGCUGCUUCCUACCUUCAGCUGUCAGACUUAGCAGCUCUCUGUCGCAGGAUACUUUGCAAACCCUGCAGCUCUUCCUUGACCACCAACGGCCACCUCCACCAUCGCUCUGGGAGUAUGGAGGUCAAAAACUCAACUCAAGAUGGACUCCAAGCGUUGGAUCUGUCCAAGGAGGAGCUUCUUACUGCACAAUGUGGGUCUGUCAACCCAUCAGCAGCAGUGAAGAUCAAUGAAAGUGAAGGAAAGGGGGUCAGCGAAGAGCUGGCAAGAAGCAGUAAUUCAUCUGAUGAUGUUCCCAUUAACUCCACCUCAACUUCCUAUUACCCAAGACUAGAGCGUGGCGGGCCGUGGGUCCACAAGAGGUUCCGAUGCAUCAAGAGACAGGAAGUCAAAGAAGGGGAAAAGAUGUUGUCAGAGCUGGAGGUCCAAGCCGAAGUUGGACAGGAAGAUUCGGCUCCAAAGAACAUCUUUCAGCCUGCUUUGCCCGACACUCUGCAUCUGUGCGUUCCUUGCGGGAAAGCCUUCCCGAGCUCUGAGCAGUUCAUCGCUCAUGUCAGCUCGCACACGGCCGAAGAGCUGAGAACCAAAGCUGAGGACGCAGACGAGGGAAGCUUCAUCAAGACUGAAGAUCAGCUGCCACCACAGUCCCUGAAAGAAAACACAAAACCAGACGUGACGCCACAUUGUUACGUGUGCUCGGUGUGCAGUAAGAGCUACAUGGACGUGGUUCUGCUGAGGCAGCACGAGAGGAUCCACCUGCUGAGCAGGCCUUUCUCCUGCAACAUCUGCGGGCAGCUGUUCACGCAGAGGGGCACCAUGACGCGGCACAUGCGCAGCCACCUCGGGGUCAAACCGUUCGCGUGCGAGGUGUGCGGCAUGCGCUUCACGCGGCAGUACCGCAAGAUGGAGCACAUGCGGGUUCACUCAGGGGAGAAGCCGUACGAGUGUCACCUCUGCGGGGUGAAGUUCUCCCAGCAACGGAGCAUCAUCAGCCACUUGAAGAUGCACACAGUGAUCUGAAGAUAUAGCUCAAACCAGACAAACUUUAGUGCAAUUUAUACCUCAUUUUAUACACUAAUAACUCAUAAAUGAUAAAACUUUAUAUGAUCCAGUGAGUGUAAGUAUAGGAUAAAGUAAUUAACUGACAGAACAGGGAGAAUAGUUUUUCGAAGGUUGGAUUUGAGCACUAAAAAUGUGACAAUUUAUUUAAUCUUGUGAUUUUUCUGUUACAAAAUCACAUGAAAUAGUUCAAACUAAUAAAAACUUUGAGCCUUUACCACAAACUUGAGCACGGUAUCCAAGACUCUGGACAUGGAGACUCUUUAUCUGGGGCACUGAGCUGCUGCAGGACUGUUUUCUGCUGGUUAGGCCUCUCCCGCCUCGUCUUGCAGCCUUAAUAAGCUGAAUCAUCUCGGGACGACGUCCUCUUGGCCUCCUCCUGGAAGGCUCUUUGGUUUGGUUGUUGAUCGUGUUUAGCUUUGGUUCACGUAGGUUAAGUUAGCACAUGCACUCACUACUGAUACUGACAUAACACAAUGUUUGGCUCAGUUAAACUUUGAUGAGAGGUACCGGGUUCAAAUCCCAGACAAUUGAAGAACCUAAGAAAGAGGGAGGACCGCACAUGAAGAGUUUAAAUGAACCAAAAAUGAUUUAUUAAAAUGAGAAUAAGUCGUAAUAAAAGUGAUAUUUAUGAAAAUGAAAGUACACAAAUAUAAGUUGCAAUACUACAGUGUAAUAAUAGUGUGCAUGCUGCGUGAUAAACAGUUUUCCUAUUAUUCAUAAUAAACUCUAAAUAUUGUUGUAUUUAUAUCUCGUUUGGCUUUUGUUUUGUUUUUGGAUGUGAGGUGUGUUUGUGUUUAAGUCUGUUUAUAGACAAUAUGUGAGAUAUUUACUGUUUAAAUCACUUAAUAACUGUGUUACGUCAUUAGAGAUUAAGGAAAUAUGAGUUUCUUAACAACACUACAGCCAAUGUGUUUCUUUUUUUGCUUGUGUUUUUGCGUCCUGUGCCCAUGUCGAGAUGUCGAAGCAGUCAAACAAAGUAGAUCAAUGGAGUGACAUUUCUACCCAACCUAAAAAGCUCCACAAGUUGUUAAAACACGAGUAAAUAUUGGAGAUAAUCUGAGACAGUUUACAGUCUGUUCAAUCUGCGGUACCAAUUUUUAGGCACUAGAUGUCACUGUUACACCCAAACUCACAUAUUGUUCCUUUAAAUAUAACGAUGACAGUAAACGUGGAGACCAAACAAUAAAGAUUACAGUUAAACGAACAAAUAAAUCAGCAGUCUGAUGAAAUGUACACACAUUUAAUCUGGAAAUAAGAAGUUUUUUACACAUUAUCAGAAUAAAACAGAUGAGACCUUAAUCUGAACCGGCAAUGAUACACACACUCACACACACACAGUAUAACACACUGAUAAACACUUGUGGUUCACAGAUAACGGUGGACGUUAAGGGAUAACUGACAUUUAAUCCACUACAUUAAAAAAAGGCUCUGUAAAUACUCAAAGUUCAUCCCUCUGUGAUGCAAAGACAGCAGCUGCGACAUAAAACACUCCUCACAAGGACUGAAGGAAUUAUAGCAUUUCAUUGAACACAACACACAAGUACUGUAUCGACAUCCAUGAAUAUAUUGCAUAAGUCUUUUUUUCUGUCAAGUAUUACUACAGUUGUGUUUCUACCGAGGGUAGGAGAAAUGGCUUUUUAGGUUUAUUCAUCGUCUGCAUCAGUAACAGUAAGAUCAUCCGACACGACCUGAACCCGACAGGAUCGCUACGACUCACACGGGAAUGUUUCCAAACAGGGUCACAGGUGCUACAAAGGGUAUGCAAACAUGUAGAACAACCUGUAAUCGGACACGUUUUAUUGAGACAGGACAAACAAAAUAUUUGAGACAAACAUGCUGUGACGUAGAGCUGACCAGACUUUCCUGACAGCUCUUUAUUAUCGGACUUUUCCCACUACAGGAACCAGAACAGCUUUUUAUUUUAUUUAUUCAUUUGCACUGUUCUCCAACCUGGAGCUGCUCGGUACCAGGAAACAACCCAGAACCAAGUAACCCAAGCGUUCCAUCAUUUUGGUACCCACAUCUAGAAAAAGUUGAAGUUUGCUUGGCUUUGAUCGCAACACAACCGUUCUUUGACCACAGCUAUGACAGUCCGUGGUCAAGUUGAACGCCGUGCACAUGAUGGUAUUAAUAAGUAUUGACUGAAGUACUUUAAUCUGUAUCACUCUAAAAAGGUACUCGUAUUGGUACUUGUUUAAUAAUACCCUGCCGUACUGCUCAGGAAAGUUUUAGGUACUCUCAGGCGGAAAGACGGCAACAACGUGUCUGCGACGGGGAGAUUAUUAAAAAAGGGGAACGCCCUCGAUUUUAUAUCAAAGUCUGUUUACGUGCAAAGAGUUGUUGUUUCAGAGAGCGGCUUGAUAAAUCGCCUCGAAUGAAACAAAGUUCACAGACUUGUGUAGCUGCUACUCGUCUGUACUGACAACAAACUGUCAUUUGUCCGUGUAAAACUGUUGGUUGUUUGCAGCGUUGGGGAGCACACUACGGGUUUAACCACAUUUAAGAAAAUAAAUGUAAUACUCAAAUACUUUAAUACUCAAAACAGAUCAGGAUUUAGGUUUUAUUAAGUUUUAUGGGCGUUCUACUGGAUUAGUUCUGUUCUUUUGUUACAUUGAAGUCAGAAAUAAACACCCAGUGUCGUUUAGACAGUUUUUUAAAAAGGAAAAGGGAAAGUUUCCUCUGUUUGUAAAACACAAAAUAUCACAAACACUGGAAACAAAUAUGAAAACAUUGAUAUAUAACUAACUCCAGCAUCCAUCCAACAAUCGUUAAAAAA